AUGCACAAUGCCAUCAACGACGCUUUCGAAUGGGAUAAGCACAUCCGUAUCCUCCCCAUCCGCCCCCCCCCCCCGGGGGCCCGACGACCUCCACGUGGUGGUGCACUGGCCGGGGACGGGUCUCAUGAUGAGGAGCAGUGGAACGAGGAUUUCCUAAUGAGAGACGCCCUCCACGAGAUUGGGCAUUCGUUGGGCACUCGUUGGGCGUUCCACAUAAAGUCUCUACUCAGUGGUUACUCAGAUGAGGAGUUGUUAAGCUUGAUCGCUGAGUUGCCGCAAACUAGUCGCCGUCGUGUCAAGUGGAAUAGAGAGAGCCUCAAGGAGUUUUCUAUUUCAACCGCGGUGAUGUUGUUCCUUAAGGGGACGAAGUGCGAGGAGGAAGCCCGUCCCAUGUUCAAGCUUUGCGUUAUCCCGAACGCUGCUGUCAGCUACAAACCUCUGCGGCAGAGGAGCUGUGCAGGGCUCUACGACAACCCUGGUACUCGCCUUCCGGAAGCCUAG
This is a messenger RNA of Penicillium arizonense, 501 nucleotides long. RefSeq lists its product as uncharacterized. The transcript is spliced from 3 exons. Bases 1 to 501 code for a protein of 166 amino acids. NCBI's taxonomy places the organism in Eukaryota, Fungi, Ascomycota, Eurotiomycetes, Eurotiales, Aspergillaceae. The record is from RefSeq and is a predicted model, not a curated record.